Messenger RNA from Hylaeus anthracinus, 5065 nucleotides. Its product is annotated as zinc finger protein 329-like. The transcript is spliced from 2 exons. NCBI's taxonomy places the organism in Eukaryota, Metazoa, Arthropoda, Insecta, Hymenoptera, Colletidae. Gene Ontology annotation, biological process: regulation of transcription by RNA polymerase II. The coding region runs from base 2856 to 5021 and encodes 721 amino acids. The record is from RefSeq and is a predicted model, not a curated record. Gene Ontology annotation, molecular function: DNA-binding transcription factor activity; RNA polymerase II cis-regulatory region sequence-specific DNA binding.
AAAAAUUCUAUUGUCGCGACAGAUUGCACGAUAACGUGGAUUGGUUUUACGGACCUGUCACCCCGAAGGACGUCGAAAUGGCGGGAAAUUUGCACCGGUCGAACCGACAGAAUCUGGCGAUACGUACGGACCCGUCUCUUUCGAGACUGGGAAGUUCAAUGCGCACAAACGUGUAUCACGUCGCGACAAAACGAGACCGCAAGGUCUAUAGUAAGCUUGUGCGCGCGUGUAUCACGGCCAACAAUCUUCAUGGACGCACACACGUAAACGCGCCUGUAUUCGCGAGAGCUUAAUCUGUGCAUGAGUGAGGCGCUCACAGUUAACAGUGCGCGAGCUUAAAUCUCCGCUUAGAGUUCGUUUUCAGAGGAAUAGACAACUAUCCUAGACAUUUUUAAAAUGUAUUUUAUCGAAAGGCUCGUACGGAUAAGUGCCCCACGUUAUAGACUCGUGUCUUUUUUGCCAAUCUUUUUCGAGGCUGUGUCGCGUAAACAAUGUUUCUACGGCUCACAAUUCGACCAUCCGAGAUCCAGAUCAUUUUAAGAUGCGAGAAACAUUUGUGCUAGAGACGUGGGAAAAAAGAAUCGAGUGUAAUGGGAACGCGAAUGGCGAUGAUACCAGAAAUUGAUCAACGCGGUUAAAGAUCGAAUCACGUAACGCGUACGAGCUUUCAAUCGCGCGCGAUGCAAAUGCUCGGAAACGAUCGAUGUUUGGGUCGACUGAUGAAGAAUGGUGGCGGGUUCUUCGCUUUUCACUAAUCAAGAGAGCGAUUCACAGAUGGGAAAGGCUAAGGCUACUAACACAGCUUACUAAUCCAGGCGAGAGUAAAAUUGUAUCGAUAUAUCACACGCAUCGCAUAUGUGCGUAUUAUGUUAUUUUCGUGAAAGAAACUAGGUCGCGAAAUUGCAAAUAACCAAGAGGCGUUCUCGUUUUCGAGCUCGAAGGCAGUCUAGUCAGGAAAGAAAGGGACUCCUUAAAGAGGAAAUUAUGACGCGACCAAGAUAAGGGGAGAUUAUACGAUGAACUCGAAACGUCAAAGUGUAAAUAUAGGAGUGCGAUAAGUAAGUGGAUCGUAUCAUGAAUCUCGUUGAGAUUCUGUCGUCGAAGCGCCACGUAAACCUUGAACAAGUUUCGAACGAAUCGGCCUGGGUUAGGUGCGUGUCUAUGAUAUAACAAUGUCUGUAACAAUGCUUGUACUGCGUCGCAAUUACCAAAGGCAAAUCAAGUAACCAAAGAACCGUUUAAUGAAGCUUUAAGUCGAGUCGAUCUUGGCCGGUAUUAUCGUUGCGUUACGAGGCUGGGUCAACGGUCUAAUUCAACUUGGGGAUGCUCGAUUCUCGUCAAAUAAUUGAUCUCACGUAUUUGAAAUUUGUAAGUUAGGUAUCGUUGUUUAAAACAUCCAGAAAUGACACGGUACUUUGUCGAACAAAAAGAAGAAAGAAAAUAAAAGAAAAAAGAAUGAAACAUCUCAUGUUCAACUAUCCUUGGGUAGAAUUUUAUUUCCGAUAACGAUGAUUGAAACACCUGGUCUUUUAACCUGAAAUUGAUCGAUCGCUGUCCCGGUAUUUGAAGAAAUUCAAAACAAUAAUAGAAGAGGAAUAAUGAGGAUUGGUGAGGCGCGUGCAGAAUCGGAGGCGGUGGUAGUAGCGAAUGAUAGAGUCGCAGGGGAGAAAGGUGAGAGGUCGCAGACGAAACGCAGGCAGGAGGGUCGGUAGAACGAAAGGGGUAUAGAAAGAGUCUGCCGUCGCCGGCAGGGCAGCAGGGCAGCAGGGUGUGCAGGGGUGUAGGGGGUGAAAUCAGACCGAUAUCGACCGCGAAUUGCGCUUGCGUGGAAAAAGGCGCGCAAUCGCCGUCGAGGAAACGACGUUUCGUAUCGUCGCGAGGAAGAGGAAGCUCUCGCAGUCGGUCGAUCGUCGCGGCGACGAGCACGGAGAAACGCCGUUCUGUCGUCCCUUUUUAUCGACAGACUCGUUAUCCCACGACCAAUCCUCUUCUUGCACCUUCAACGUUCGAUCGUUUCGCCCGAAAAAGAAAAUUGCUCUUGCCGCAUCACGAGCGCCACGGUUCAGCUCGAUUCGUCGCCCGUCGCGCGUGGAAACCCAGCGCGUAUUCAUCGAACACGACACUUUCGCUCCAACUUCCGGUAUCCUUCUAGCCCUUCUCGGUGAUUCCAAUGCGCGCACGAACCGUCCUCGUAUUUCCGGGAAGGCAGCAGCACGCAAGACGGGAGAAUCAUUGCUGGUAAGCGUACCGUGCGUCGAAAUCGUAGGCGAGAAGCGUUUGGAGAACCAAACUACCUGCCAAAGGGAGAAACGAUUGAUUCGUCGUGCCUUCGGCGUCUUUCGACUCCUUCUCUCCAAUCGUUCACCGACUCUAUCCCAGUUUCAUCCUCCACGGGAAGGUAAUUCGACCAACGGCUCCAGAAGCUGACAGGAAUGAUCGCGAAUUUCUCGGGUGGAGUUCAACGCGAUUACAGGGCAAAUCUGCUCGAGAAAUCGUGCAUAAGAAUCGUGGCGAGAGAGAAAAAGGAAAUGCCAGCGUAGCAAGAAAAAAAGACAGCGUUGGAGAGACUAUCGGAUAGAUAAGUGUCCGAUAACCGGAGCGUAGCUUGCUUACGUGUCUCCGUCGCUGACUAACAACUCCCUUCAACGUUACCGAUUCCUUUUCCUCAAACACCGUGCCGAUAAAAGAUAAACCUGGAACUUGAUCCAAGGUGAUACGAUCAGCCUGGUCCGACCGAAAUUCACGAUCGGUUCCAGUAUCGCUCUACACGUGACAAAUGGCGUCGAGCAUCGAAAUCUCUCGAGCCUGAGAGACUCCAAGGCUGUGUCUGGACCGAGGAAGACAAUAAAGGGCAAAUGGCCGCGCUUAAUCUGCAGCAAACCGUUUUAACUGAAACGGCUGCUUCUGAAACACGCGAGCAAGUCGAGCUGACGGAACUGUUGCCUGUGAAACACUCGCGCAUUAGGGAAAACGUUGUCUUCGAAGAUUCAAAUGCAAACUUGAACGGAAAUUUAGACAGAGACGCGAAUCCCGAGGAUGCAACAGACGCUUUAAAAGUGCUACGGAGAUUUGCCACCGAUGGUUGCAUCGAGGAUGACCAAGAGUUCCAGCUGCGGAAUUUCACGUUUUGCGGGAAGAUCGAGCGGCAACGAAAGCAAGGAAAUGACAAACAGUCGCAAGGGAAACCUCACGAGGGGAAAGAGAAGAUGGAGGAUCGGACGUUCGAGGGCGAAGCGAUUAAACGGAAACGGAAGGGUAUCGGUAGAAAGACCGUCCCUCGGGCAAAGUCCCGAAAGAAGAAAUUCGUUAGCAGAGAGCAAGGAGAAGGAAACGGGGGGAAUGGGUUCGGAGAAAAGAAGAGGACCUUACUGGACUGCGAGGAUAAAGCGUAUCUGGAUUUCGACAGAAGCAAGGAUUUCAGCGACGAGAUUUACGUAUUUAGACGUGAACCUUUGUACCCCAACGCUCGAAACGAUUAUCCCACGAGCACCAAUGUCGCGUUAUUCGAACAUAUGCCUUCUCAAGAAGAGAUCGACGACCAGGAAGAUCCCACGGAAGAAAAGUCCUGUUUAAGCAUCGAGGCGAUCAUCGAGGCCAACUACCUUCUCGAAGGCGAAAACAACAACGUGUUGCGUUCGGCCAGAGAGAAGGUUCGCGACAUGUGCGUAAAUUCGUUGAGCCUGGACACGAGUAGCGAAUUAUCCAGGAAGGAAUACAUCGAAACAGAAGUUGACAACAUCGACGUUGACGAGGACGAGGCAUUGUCCAACUGUACCGAGUACGAGGAAAAGAAAUACUGUUGCGUGGUCUGCGAGGCACGAUUCAAAGGUAGCGGAGGACUCCGUAAUCAUUAUAAGAUCGUGCACGGAGCAGGACCGAUUUUCAAAUGCGACGAAUGUGGAAAAGAGUUCCCUCUGAAGGAGAGGCUGAAGCUUCACGUGAGGACUCACACCGGCUUCAAGCCGUACAAGUGCCCAGAGUGCGAUAAGAGCUUCGCCAGAGGUGGCCAGCUGGUGCAACAUCGACGCACUCACAGCCAGGUAAAGCCUUACCGUUGCGGUCUGUGUUCAGGCACGUUCACCUGUGCAGCAAACUUGGCGCUUCACGUGAAACGCCACAACGGUCAGAAGGAUCAUAAAUGCGAGAUCUGUGGCCGAGCAUUCGUUCGACGGGAUGCAUUGAAGAAACACCUAGAAUGCCUUCACAGAGACGUAAAAUCCUUCUUGUGCGUCAUCUGCAACAAAACGUUCAAAGGCCAUCUGCCUCAGCACAUGAGGACUCACGCUCGCGAUAGACCCCAUGGAUGCGCCACUUGCGGCCAGAGAUUUGCGCAAAAAUCCCAGCUGACCGUUCACCAGAGGACACACUCUGGACAGAGACCGUUCAGGUGUCUCGUCUGCUGGCAGGCGUUCGCUCACUCGACGGCCCUCAAGCUACACACUAGGAGACACACCGGGGAAAGACCCUUCAAGUGCGCCGAGUGCAACGCUGGUUUCACUCAGCUACCUCAUUGGAAGAAGCACAUGAAGUGUAUCCAUGGCAGAAACGAGCCCUAUGCUUGCAAACGAUGCAAGAGUUUCUUCAGGAUCAAAAACGACCUCGAAUGCCACGAAAAAACUUGUCAUCCGGAGUUAGGCUCGAGCAAUCUGGAUGGAUCCAGCAACUCGGAAACUAUCCUCAACGAAAUCAUGGACAAACCCUCCCUACCGCCUUCCAAGUACCGAGUGAUGACUGUGGAAAGGAUGAGACUGUUACUCGCUGUAUUGUUGAAGAGGAUCAGCAAGCAGGAGAGGCUAGACGAACUAGGCUUUGGGAAAAGGUUGAUUGACGAGGUUCUUCACGACUCCCUGAUAUCCGCUGGCAAGGAUCCGGUCGUCCGUGACGGGCUCACGGAACUGGAGACUCUUACCAGAAAUCUCGAGAUAUUCCUGAAAUGGACAGUGCCCAAGGAACACUGGGAGAACUUUUGUAGGCUGAAUAAAACUCCCGAAGAUAUCUUAGAAACUCUUACUGCUACCUAAGCAAAAGAUUGGGCUUUGAUCGUCAAAGAAUCGUUUCAACUGCU